This is a messenger RNA of Ectocarpus siliculosus, 1751 nucleotides long. The record is from the annotation of a GenBank genome assembly. Lineage: Eukaryota; Phaeophyceae; Ectocarpales; Ectocarpaceae.
ACUGAAAUCUGUUUCGAGCCACACCCCAGUUCAUUCCCCCGCUCAAGGCCCAGCUCACUCUACAGCCCCCGCCCCAGACACAGUCCUUCGUAAACCCCUGGAUAUUUUCACAGACAGUUCCGCGCCGUUUUCCAUCCACCUCAACGACAACAACAAUGAUGCUGUCUUCGCUCCUGAGCUGCGGCGUCUCCGUUUCCCUUCUUGCCGCAUGCAAUGGCUUCGUGACGACAGCAGGCGUGCUCCCCACUAGGACCAGGGCGCAGGCAUCACAGGGGCUGUCCAUGGCAGCAUCCGGCGAGCAGUGGGUCCCGAUCCUCCCGAUCGAUGAGGCGCCGACCCCCGGCACCGCCAAGUCGGUCUAUGUCGCCGACCUCGACCUUUGCGUCGCCGCGGACGAGAGGGGUCUACUGUACGUGCUGGGCAACAAGUGCCCGCCGGCCAACCAACCCUUGUCGUUCAGCCUCGUCUCGAACAACAUCAUCAAGGACCCUGUGCUGGGCACCAAGAUCGACAUCGAGACCGGCGAUGUGAUCGAGUGGUGCCCUAACCUUCUGGGCAAGCUACUCAGCCCGAUCCUCGGCGCGCAGCCCGAGAACGCGGGCGUGCAGACGUUCGUGGUUCGCCAGAAGGGAGGCAACCUGGAGGCCAAGGUCAACGUCAACGCUAAGGCGGAGUUCGAGAAGUCGUACUGGACGGGCAUCUUGGACGCUCAGGGGAAGGCAGACGGGGGCUACUACUAACUGCUUUCUUUUUUUUGUGAUGGGUGGUCGUCGUCGUCCCAAGCGAAGCCUGACUGUGUUCGCGUUGUAUGGAUUGUUGUUGCUCCUGUUGAUGUUGGGAGCGCGUGGUGGCUGGCGCCCGAGAGUUGUAGAUAUUAUUUUGUUGGGCUUUGUAGUAGAUUAAGAGUUUUCGAGGUCUUGCUGUGGCCGUAGAUUGAGGCGGGGGGCCCCAAACAAUCAGUGCGUUUGGUGCUUUUCUGAGUUCCAGAAGAACCAAUAUUUAUUUACUCUAGAGCGAAGAAGGAACUGGGGUGGAUUGGGGAGGAUGCCGUUGAAGAAAUGUUGCAACAAUUGUAAGACGGAGCGUGUGGCGUAUGUACGUACCCAGAGGCAGCACACCAGCAGCUUGUUCCUGUGAAUGAGGGGAGUUGGUUGGAAUCUUCCCACGGGUGUUGGGUGCCGUUGGUUACAUCCGUUUCUUGUUGCAAACAUUGCCUUGGAGGUCCUGUCAUUUGGCGCUGCUCCUGCACCCGUUGUCAUGGAUGUUCGUCUAGAAAUAAACUUGUUUACACAGCUCUUCCUGUCAGAUGUGUCCGCCCAUCAUGACCUCUUUGGCCUUGCCAAAUCUACAAGCGUUCUACAGACUGCAGCUGCGUUCGACAUGUACUGAGUCUUGUCCUUUAGGACGGCAUCGAUUCACCUUCUGCGCGGCUCGAAAGUCGGAGCUUUCGCAACAUAGAUGUAGCUUCUUGUCACACAAACACCGCCGCUGAGACCGUGAGAGCUUUUGCGAUGCCGAGCAUGGCAUGGUUGUGAGUUGCGCUUUUCUUCGUUGCGCGGACGUUUUGUGCUAGAGUUUUCUCCAUCGCCGAUAAAAAGCGGAAGGACCGCACCGAGAACGGCGUCCGAGGAGAACAUGAAAGAAACACCGCGACUUGGUUGCCCGCGAUUCACGGCAGACCGCCGGUCGGUUUGUUUUGACGUAUGCUAUGCACAGUCGAAAUUUUAAUCGAGAAAACAAGAUUUGCCCCG